Molecule: messenger RNA, 1953 nt
Organism: Cercocebus atys (sooty mangabey)
Lineage: Eukaryota; Metazoa; Chordata; Mammalia; Primates; Cercopithecidae
Product: mucin-6-like
Exons: 3
Coding region: 113-1339 (408 amino acids)
Source: RefSeq, a predicted model, not a curated record
CUAUCCAACCCCAUCACACCCUCAGACCACACUUCCCACUCACGUUCCACCUUUCUCCACCUCCUUGGUGACUCCAACUACUCCCAUAGUCAUCACCCCUAUCCUCCCAGAGAUGUCCACUUUCUCCUCCAUCCCUACAAUGCCAACAGGCACCAUUUCUCCACCGACAACGGUCAAGGCCACAGGGUCCACCCACACAGCCCCAUCAAUGACAGUGACUACCAGUGGGACCAGCCAAGCCCACAGCUCAUUCAGCACAACCACAGCCUCUUCUUCCUUCAUAUCCUCCUCCUCGUGGCGGCCUCCGAACUCUAGCUCAAGGCCACCGUCACCACCUUCCGCCACCACACAACUCCCCCACUUGAGUUCUGCAACCACUCCUGUUUCUACAACUAAUCAGCUGUCCUCCUCAUUUUCUCCCACUCCUUCUGCCCAGUCUUCUGUUUCUUCUCAUGUACCUUCCUCCCACUCCUCUCACCAGACUUCAUCUUCAGCUGGUACAUCUUCCUCUGUCGUGUCCACCCCCGUGCACUCCACAACCCUGAGCUCGAGCUCACACUCCUCGUUCUUCACUCAUCCCACAACUGCAUCAGGGUCUGCAUCUCCCUUUUUUCCUUCUUCUCCAGCUGCCUCUACCACCAUUAGGGCCUCUCUCCCCCACACUAUCUCCUCUCCUUUCACCCCCUCUGCUCUACUCCCCAUAUCCACUCUUACUGUGUCUCCCACCCCAUCCAGUCACCAAGCCUCCAGCUCCGCUGCAUUUCCGUCCACGCCCAGGACCACGGCCAGCACCCACACCGCCCCUGCCUUCUCCUCUCAGUCCACCACCUCGCGGUCCACUUCUCUCACCACCCGAGUUCCCACGUCAGGCUUUGUGUCACUCACCUCGGGGGUGACGGGUAUCCCUAGCUCUCCACUCACCAACCUUACCACCAGGCACCCUGGUCCCACCUCACUGCCUACCACGCAGUUCCUGACCAGCUCCCUCACUGCGCAUGGAAGCGCCCCUGCUUCUGCCCCGGUAUCUUCUCUCGGGACACCUACGCCCACCUCACCUGGGGUCUGCAGCGUGCAGGAGCAGCAGGAGGAGAUCACGUUCAAGGGAUGCACGGCGAACGUGACGGUAACCCGCUGUGAGGGCACCUGCAUUUCUGCCGCCAGUUACAACACCAUCACCCAGCAGGUGGACGCCCACUGCGGCUGCUGCCGCCCCCUCCACUCCUAUGAGCAGCAGGUGGAGCUGCCCUGCCCAGACCCCAGCGCGCCUGGCCGGCAGCUCGUACUCACCCUGCAGGUGUUCAGCCGCUGCGAGUGCAGCUCUGUGGCCUGUGGAGCCUAGCAGGGUCGCUGCCCGCUCUCCUGGGGCUGAAGGACUGCAGAUGACAGACAGGACAAACACCCGCCGGCCUCCCUCCCACUUGUGCCGGCAGCUGCUUUCCUGGUCACCAGGCCUGGCCCGCAAGUGCCCCCAGCCGUGGCUCACCUGGGGCACCGGUGGGAGAGGGGCUGCCAAGCAGAGGCCCAGACCACCACACCCCUGCAGACCCUGAGCCAGCAGAGAGGGACUGAGGCGGGCAGUGGCCACGCACCCUCCCAGGCACACAGGGCACUCUCGACCACCCGUCUACCAUCCAACACCUCCCAGCCCUUGAACUUGGCCCCAGCCCUGCUGGGCCCAGAACCCUGCAGAUGAGGCCAGAACAGGCGCUGGACCAGACCCGUCAGGACCUGUGCUGAGAUGGGGGCAAGAGGCCCAGGCAGCCACCGACACAGAAAAGAGGAGCUCCCCAGAGUCAGGGAGGGCAGAGGGUGGCAGCGAGGGCAGGGCAGCCACCCCCGCUCCCAGCCAGGCAGAAGGCCCCGGCCAGCACCACACCUGUCCCCAGCAGCUUGUCCUCGGGAGAGGGCGUCACCCGACCAGAGACUCCAAAUAAACUGGUUCUUGUCAAGGCA